Messenger RNA from Lolium rigidum, 2096 nucleotides. RefSeq lists its product as uncharacterized. Bases 101 to 1822 code for a protein of 573 amino acids. The record is from RefSeq and is a predicted model, not a curated record. NCBI's taxonomy places the organism in Eukaryota, Viridiplantae, Streptophyta, Magnoliopsida, Poales, Poaceae. The transcript has 5 exons.
CCGCUCCCCACCUCCACCUCAAACCUCCCCGUCUCCGCUCCGCGCACUAGCGGAACCCGAGAAAGAAAGAACACGGAGUUAAGCUGGCUUCAAGAAGAAUAUGGCAUCUCUUACUCCAGGGAUACUGUUAAAGGUUCUAAAAAAUAUAAAUUCUGAUGUGAAAGUAUGUGGAGAACACAGGUCGAUUCUUCUCCAAGUUAUUAGCAUAGUUCCUGCCAUUACUGGUUCAGAACUUUGGCCAGACCAUGGUUUCUUCAUAAAAGUUUCAGAUUCGUCCCACGCAACAUAUGUUUCUUUAUCAAAGGAGGACAAUGAACUCAUCUUAUCAAACAAACUGCAACUUGGACAGUUCAUAUAUGUUGAAAAGGUUCAAUCUAGUGUUCCCGUUCCAAUUCUUGUUGGGGUCCGAGCAGUUCCAGGAAGGAACCCUUUCAUUGGUAACCCAAAGGAUUUGAUGCAAAUGUCAACCCCAUCAGGGGUUUUGGAAGCAUUGGAUCAUCAACGGAAAGAUACAAAGCCAACUGAGAUGUCUGAGAGUGAAAAAGAAAACUCUCAGAGGAAGGUAGUCAUCAAAGAGCAGAAGGCUGGUGUUGCUUCCCGUUACAUGCUUGGGAUAUCAAGCAACAAUGGGAAAUUUACCAGUCUAAACUCUAGCACUGACAGUGAAAAAAGUAAUGGAGGAAGUAGUGUUUGUGAUACCAAUCAAAAGAUGGGUUCUAGUGCUACAAAAGUGAAACAGGAGGCAAAACCUCAGGAACGACCAAAUAUUGCCUCUCCUAAUAAUGUCAAGUUAGCUUCCACAAAGCAAGAAGUCAAUAAAGAUAUACGCAAGAAUAGUGGCAGGCCACUUGGUCAGAACGGAUCUGCUGUAGUGAAGAAGCAAACACCACGGGACACAAAAAGGGAACCAGCAACUGAAGGAAGCUCGCCGACAAAACUUUAUAGGAGUUCACCACCAACACCAUUGAGAACUUCACCAGCGAAGAUCCGUGUGCCAGCAAAGCCAAAUGUUACCUCCAAUCCAGUUCCCUCUGUGCCUAACAUUAAAAGAAGAGUCACAGAAACCAUCUCCUGGGAUUCCCUCCCGACAUCCCUAAUCAAAUCUGGAAAGGCUGUUGUCCGGAGGAAGACUAUUGCUCUUAUAGUAGCAGCUGAGGCUCAAAGGGAGGCUACUGCAGCUGCAUCCCUUGUGAAAGGUCUUGGAAUUUUUGCCGAGAUGAUGAAUUCCGCCGAGGAGGAUCCGCAUGGUGCAGUGAAUAAGUUUUUUCAGCUAAACCGGCUAAUCAUUCAGCAAAAUGUUUUUUGGAAAGAUAACUCACCAGAUUCUGGCAAAGAAUCCCGGACAGAGAAGGAAAAGUCAUCAAGGAAAGUUUCUGCAACUCAGAAUAAAGUUGCUGGAUCCGGUGCAACAAAGAAUCCUGAUGAUGCUUAUACUAGUGGAAAGCUCGAAUGGGCUAGAGAGGAUGGUUUCAAGGAGAUCCGCAGGUCGUGGAUUGAUCUAAAAAAGGAAUCAAAUACAUGGUUUCUGAAUUUCCUGGAAGAUGCUCUUGAAUCUGGAUUCAAGUUUGAGUGCCGAACCAUAAACAACACUAGAGAACGAGUGAGAGGACAAUCCAAGGGUGGAGACGGGCAGAUCGCAGUCCGGUUAUCACAACUAAAGGAAACAAGUAACUGGCUAGAUCAGCUGCAGAGUGAGGCCGAUAAAUCUGCCGAUAGUUUGGUCGAAACCAUUGAGAGGCUGAGGCAGAAGGCGUACUCGUGCCUACUUGGAACCGUCGAGACCGCAGCAUCAGCUCUUGAAAGUAGGAACGGUUAUUGCUGAAAACCUACGCAAGAUCUGGAAGUAUCUGUUCUUGACUUGGAAGCAGCCUGGGGUGUUCAGUUCUACGCGUGUACAGAACCACAAGAUCCUGAUGCAGAGGGGACUGAAGAAAGCUAAUUAUUUUCAAUUGUACAAAAGAAAGUAGGAGCGAUGAUUGAGAGCUGUAAAUAGUCCGGUUGCCUGAUAAAUUAUUCGUCCGCUUAUUCCAUUUUGUGCAUUGUCUCAUGUUGCUUGUGGAAUUAUUUUUAUUUGAAAUAUAUAGAAGCCUUCAUUA